AGACGGCGAAGUGCUGUUGAGCCAGCCAGCUGGGUUGGCGGCUAGCGCGUUCUACGAACACACGGAAAAUACAUACAAACGCUUCUAACGUUCUUAUGUGUGUACGUGUGUGUCUACUAUAGCGAAGUCGAAUUGAAUUUGGACUUGAGAUUGAAUCGAAUUCGUGAAUUCAGUAUUCCGGCGAACGAAUAAACGUGCGAACGUGUACGCCGCGACGAAUUUGGCGAAAAUAGCAAAGUGAGCUUGAAGUAGUGACUUCUAAGACGUGUGCUAUUUAUUAUAAUUUAUUUACUAUAGAUGUGUUUUCCUCACCGCGUGUGUCCCGCAUCUGAUAAGCCCCACUAUCGGACAUUAUGCGGUCGCUGUAAUUAAAGUAAACUUCAAUUAGACAACCAUUGCAGUGUUUGAAUGCACUUGUAGACGCCACGGCCAGCUACCAACGGCACUUACCGCAGCCAACGCCAGGAAUAUAAUGUAAAUAUUUACAUCGGGCUAAUAAAAAGUGCUUUAACGGUAGUUUUAAUGAGCCAAGUGAACAGUACAACAAAAAAGAGAAACAAAGCUUAAAAUAGCAAAGAAAAAGUGAAACAGAAAUAAAAAAUAAGAGCCACUAAAAGGCCAAGAGCAACAGAAUUAUUAAAAAAGUACCGUUAGUUAUAGCCAUUCUGCCACGUGCAGAUCGUUGUAUAUAGCCAUUGGCUGUGAAACAAAAACUGAGUGCAACUAAGUGAUGCUAAGCAUAAGUAAAUGAGUGCAAUAACAACAACAACACCAACAAUUCCAAACAACAGUUAGAAUCGGCGAUAACAGCAUCAGUAAUGGUGGUAACAAGCGCAUUAUCGCUAUAGAACCAGCUUACUGUGGCCAAAAUACCAACAACAGCGACCACAAAAACAACAACACUCAUCCAUCUGAAAGACCAUCCAUCGUUUAAUGACUGCAACACAAAAACAAUUGCACGGAAAUUCAUAAAUCAAGCGAAGUAAAUAUUUGGAAAGCAACAGUAAACAACAGCAAAAUAUAUAAGCAGCACUACGCAACCUAACUUCAGAGAAGUGGAGCCGCCGCCAAAGCAUUAUCUGUCAACAGACAACGACCAGUCCAGUCCAGUACAGUUAUAUAUUUGGGUCAUUCAUUGAAACAAGCCAUCCACUUAACCACUUAAAGCGGUCAUACUGAACGGUUAUACACCCAAAAAGACUUGCUACGCAACAGGCCCACCCCCAGAAGAAAAAUCAUUUACAUACACACCGACACAAGUACAAAGGAACGCAGAACAGGGAAAGUACAUUUACCAGUCGAGCCAAAGCAUCAGGCUAAUCUCAGUUUCUACAUUAUUGUUGUGCCACAGGAAAAGUGUUCACAGUUGCACUGGCGCACUACAGACAACACUUCAAUAGCACCAACAACCACAACAACGCCCCCAAUUUCGUUGCCGGCGGUAGUGGUUUUGGUGUCGGUGCUGGGGCGGGCGCUGGAGUGCCCGUUAUUAUGGAAGGCCCCGAGGUGACUUUCCUCUUUCAAUUUGGCAGUUUGCGCGAUGCUGUCUCUGUGGCCGCCAGCAGUUUGACGCUGAAGUCGCUUAAGGACUUAGCAUGUGAAUUUAUCAAUACAAAGAUACCCGACAGUGGUUUGACACAUUUACCAGAGCGUGUACUACUUUUCCGUCAUGACUACAACAGUCCAAAUGUCCUGCACAUUAUCAACUCGGCUUCGGAAGUGGUCGACGAGACUUUGGUAGAAAUUGUACUGACAGCCAGCCCCAUUUUGUAUCCCACAUCGGAAAUGCCAACGCUAAAGCCACACACGCUCAAUGUACAUUCGUACAAGGCGCCAACAUUUUGUGAUUUCUGCGGAGAAAUGUUGUUUGGCUUGGUGCGCCAAGGACUCAAAUGUGAUGGUUGCGGCCAAAACUACCAUAAACGCUGUGUGGUGAAAAUACCCAACAAUUGCAGUCGCCCGAACGAUUCAACCUCGAGACGAUCGUCGGCCUUACAGCCGCCACGCAGUCCUUCUGGUGGCUCAACACAAUCACUAAUCUCCAACGAAGACCAGGCGCGAAGCGAUGGCGGCAGCUCACUGAGUGUUCCGCAUUAUCGCAGUCACAGUCGCUCUCCGUCCUCAAGUAGCCGAAAUGGCACCCACGGCAGCAAUCAUUGCCUCGGCGCCAACAUUUCCAUGUACACACCCACGUUUGCUUACGCCGAAAAAAUACGCAUACCGCACACCUUCAUGGUGCACACUUAUGGCAUACCGACCGUCUGUCAAUACUGCAAGAAACUGCUGAAGGGUCUGUUUAAGCAAGGUCUGCAAUGUAAGGAUUGUCAAUACAAUGCGCACAAGAAGUGUUUAGACAAAGUGCCACACGACUGUACCGGAGAGCGACAGUUACAAGCCAACGAUUAUGCGGACAACACGCCCACACAUGGGCAUGCAGCGAAAGCGGGUGACAACUUCUUUCGCGAAGAGUUCGAUGAUAGUGAUUUCGAAGACAAUCCGUCGCCAAGUGCUAGCGGUGGCUAUAUGGGUAGCGCGGCUCAAAGGUAUGGCACAGCGACUGCUGGAGCAAAAUCCGCGCGUUCAGGGGUGCCAAAGACCACAACGAAUGCACACAAUUCGCCACCGGAACUGGUUAAUGGGCUGGUUGGGAGCACGGAUGGACGUAGCGCCGGCGAAGGACAGUCAAUUGAUGGCCAAUCGGAGCAAUCGAGCUCCUCGUCAUCGCCCAGUGCCAAUAUACCUUUGAUGCGUAUUGUACAAUCUGUGAAGCAUACAAAGAAACGUGGCGGCCAAGCCAUCAAAGAGGGUUGGCUAGUUCACUAUACUAGCUUAGAUAAAACAGUGAAACGACACUAUUGGCGCUUGGAUUCGAAGACGCUAACGCUGACGCUAUUCCUCUCGGAACAGGGUAGUAAAUAUCACAAGGACAUACCGCUCUCGGAAAUCCAAGGUAUAGACACAAAUCGUGAUUUGCGCGUAGACAACAACUAUUGCUUCGAACUUAAGACCGCUACGAUCAGCUAUUAUGUGGGCCAAGAUCCAUUGGUGGGCAUACGUGAAGAGCAAGCGGUAAGACUGCCACCGUCAGACAGCGGAAUCGGCUCCGACAUUGCCAAGAGCUGGGAGACAAUCAUCAGACAGGCCUACAUGCAUGUAACAAAUACACAAUGCUGCGAAUCUGAGGAAAACGUGCAGGAUAUGGGACAGCUGUAUCAAAUAUUCCCGGAUGAAGUGCUUGGCUCGGGUCAAUUCGGUGUUGUUUACGGUGGUGUUCACAAAAAAACCAAACGCGAAGUGGCCAUUAAAGUGAUUGAUAAGUUGCGGUUUCCCACCAAGCAGGAAGCACAACUCAAAAAUGAAGUUGCCAUAUUGCAGAACAUCUCACAUUGUGGUGUUGUGAAUUUGGAGCGCAUGUUCGAGACGCCUGAACGCAUAUUUGUCGUGAUGGAAAAGCUUAAGGGUGAUAUGUUGGAGAUGAUUCUUUCGCACGAGCGCGGACGGCUCAGUGAACGAGUGACGAAAUUCCUCAUUACACAGAUACUCAUAGCGCUAAAGCACUUGCACAGCAAAAAUAUUGUGCAUUGUGACUUGAAGCCGGAAAAUGUCUUGCUCUCCUCCGACGCCGAAUUUCCACAAGUCAAACUGUGUGAUUUCGGUUAUGCCAGAAUUAUUGGGGAGAAAUCAUUUAGGCGCUCAGUUGUGGGAACACCAGCCUACUUGGCGCCUGAGGUGUUGCGCAACAAGGGAUACAACCGCUCACUGGAUAUGUGGAGUGUUGGUGUUAUAAUUUAUGUCAGUUUGAGCGGCACGUUCCCCUUCAACGAGGAGGAGGAUAUAAAUGAUCAGAUCCAAAAUGCCGCAUUCAUGUAUCCACCAAACCCAUGGAAGGAGAUCUCCUCUAAUGCCAUCGAUCUCAUCAACAACCUGCUGCAGGUUAAGCAGCGGAAGCGCUACACGGUCGACAAAAGUCUACAGCACUAUUGGCUGCAAGACAAGCAAACCUAUCGCGACUUGCGUAAUUUGGAGGGUCAGGUGGGCACACGUUAUCUAACGCAUGAGGCGGACGACAUACGGUGGGCCAGCAGCGGUGACAUGUGACCUGUUGAUGCAGCGACCGAUGAUGCUGAUACGCAGGAAGCAAACCACGAAGACAAAGUGCAACCAGAAGAGAAACACCAACCGCAAUUUUCACAAUUAUCAGUCGGUGAGCAACAACGGCCACGCCAACGUCAAAAGUCAUCCAUAGAACAACAACCACAACAACACCAGCACAUCGACGCUGAUGCUUGUGGCUGCCGCAGUUUACCCAACACGCCAAAGGUGGAAGCUAUCGGCGAUAAGGCCAUCAAAUGGAUGCGCGGUCAUCUGUGUCGGAAUGUGAAAUGAGAUUUAUAUACAAACACACAUACAUACACAAACAAACAAAGUAGUUACACAAAUUAAAAGUGUAUGAAUAUGAAAUCCAAUUUGAAAAUCCUUAGAAAAAGCCAUGAAAACAAAAGAAUUUUUAGUGAAUAUUUAUAGAAAUUACUAAACUAACUACCACUACAUAUACACGUACAUACAUAAUACGCAUAUACAAAAUUCUCUAAAGUGCCCAAUAGGCGAAUUUGUUUCUUUACAAAUUUAUCUAUAACUAACAAAUGAACAAAAUGUCGAAUGAACGAAUUAUGCGAGUAUUUACAGGACAUAUUGCUCUAAUUCUGAAUUACUAAGUGUGCUAAGCCAAUUAUAUUAUUAUUUUUACCUCAAGAACUGGACUCUACGUAGCUUGAUUAUACAUAAUACCGUUAGUUAACGGUAAACUUUGAUUCUAAAAAUAUUUGUCUCACUUGUUUCUUUACUUUCUUAGAUUAAGACACAUUUUCGGCAAUGGAGCAUAUGCACUGUAACUGUAAAUGUACAUUAUAUAUAUAGAAUUUUCCUCUAAACCGUACCUUUCUCGAUUUUCGUAUGGAAUUGUAAUUGACUUUUACUUAAUAUAGAAUAAAAAAGGAAAAUAAUUAAAUUACACUUAUAAAUAAAUAAAUACAUUUAAAUAUUAAUGGUGACGCCAAAUAACGGCAAAUAAAUUACAAAUGCUUACAACAACUGAACCAUAGUGCUAAAUUUUUUCUCCACAAUUCUAUACACCAAUCCCAUAAAGGGUUAGAUAAUGCCAACAUAAUAGAUUAACAUAAAAAACAUAGACUCUAUGCUAUAUACUCUAUGUACAAUUAUUACGAUCGCUAAGAUCGGUCUUAUGAUAUAAUGUGUUAUUAGUAUGAUGCGCAUCUUUAUUUUUCGAAAUAAAUAUUGGAUAUUUGCAAUUAAGCAAAAUGUAA
This is a messenger RNA of Bactrocera neohumeralis, 5324 nucleotides long. RefSeq names its product serine/threonine-protein kinase D3 (gene PKD). NCBI's taxonomy places the organism in Eukaryota, Metazoa, Arthropoda, Insecta, Diptera, Tephritidae. The coding region runs from base 1492 to 4098 and encodes 868 amino acids. The record is from RefSeq and is a predicted model, not a curated record. The transcript is spliced from 11 exons. Gene Ontology annotation, molecular function: ATP binding; protein serine/threonine kinase activity. Gene Ontology annotation, biological process: protein phosphorylation.